GAGCAAUGGCAGUGCGCGGAGUCGGAGUAUAGUUCCAUUUGCAAACCAUUCCACAAGCAAAUUCAUACCAUUCUAAUCGAGUCUAACCAAUUUUAACAAUAUGAAACACUAAAUUUGAAAGCUUUUUGCAUUUAUUUACAAUUGCAGCCUAACUGAGGGCAUUUAAUAUUUCAUUAGUGAAAUGCGCGGAGAAAUAUAUUUGAAGUCUCUCUAUGUGCUCCGGUGUCUCUCAUUUGUCCAUAGAGAAUGUGAUUGUGUGAAUGGGGACUGAUCCGAAACGUCGGCAGCUAACAUGUGAACUGGUUAUUGCAGUUUCUUGGUUUCAUCCGUUCGUCUCUUAGCUCAGGAACCCACAAAAUGGAGCAUUCUGCCAUAAAAUGAAACAGGGAUGUCAUUUUGACGGAAUUGAAUCGGAAAUAUCCAGUUUCUCAGUCUUGAAUCAAUCAACUCCCUUGAUUUUAUGCUAUGCCAAGUGAUAUAUCGUGAAAAUCAUGCACAAAUACCGGAUUUUAGGCAAGAAAGGUGAGGGCACUUUCUCAGAAGUGCUCAAGUGCCAGCAUAUACAGGAUGGAACGUACUAUGCAUGUAAGAAAAUGAAACAAAACUACCAAAGUUUGGAGCAAGUGAACAAUCUGAGAGAAAUUCAAGCCAUGAAGAGAUUAAGUCCUCAUGCCAACAUUCUAGAACUCAAAGAAGUAAUCUUUGAUAGAAAAACUGGAAACCUGUCAUUAGUGUGUGAGCUUAUGGACAUGAACAUCUAUGAAUUAAUACGAGGGAGAAGACACUACUUACCUCAAGAGAAAGUGAAAAACUACAUCUACCAAUUAAUCAAGGCGUUAGAACAUAUGCACCGGAAUGGAAUAUUUCACAGAGAUGUAAAACCAGAGAAUAUUCUUAUUAGGGAUGAUCAUUUAAAGUUAGCAGAUUUUGGGUCAUGUAGAAGUGUCUAUUCUAAGCAGCCAUUCACAGAGUAUAUCUCAACAAGAUGGUAUCGUGCUCCUGAGUGCUUACUCACCGAUGGCUACUACUCGUAUCAAAUGGACAUGUGGAGUGUAGGUUGUGUCUUCUUUGAAAUACUCAGUUUACAUCCGUUAUUCCCUGGUGCCAAUGAAGUCGAUCAGAUUGCCAAAAUCCAUGAUGUGAUGGGCACACCUGAUGCUACUGUACUCAACAAAUUUAGAAAUAAAGCGAGAGGCAUAAACUACAACUUCCCUUCCAAGAAGGGUACGGGUAUAGAGAAGUUGUUACCCAAUGCCACGAAGCAGACCCUAGAAAUAAUCAACAAACUUUGUACCUAUGAUCCAGAUGAAAGGAUAACGGCAAAGCAGGUUAUCAGACAUGCCUUCUUCAAAGAUCUCAGGGAUGCAGACAAGAGAAAACAGCAUGCGGAGAAGAAGAAGAUGUCACUCGGUGACCAGGGGUCAGUCAUAUCAGAAGACACUGCUAAGGAGAGUCAUGUGGAGGGCAAAGAUGGUGACAAUGAAAACCACAAAUCCCUUAGAAAAGCAAAGAGGAAAAGUAAGCUUCAUGAAAGUGAGAACUUUACCAGCACCUUACUGCCCAAGGUUCAAAACAGCAAGGUCAGUCACAGUAUCAGUAACUAUCCAACGCAGACGUUCGGAACAACCAGCUUUCCCAAGCUACACACCAACAACAGACACCAACAGAGUAUGCUGCCUAGUAUAGCCAAUACACACUACAAUAAACAUCAUCAUACAACAAAGGCAUUUCAACCUGCAGCAUCAAAGAAUGUAUAUGGACACUUUCAGCUGCCAUCAAUACAAAAGAGCAAGGAAGCUCAGUUCUGAUCAAGUGUAAUACUCAAGAGCUACAGACUCUUCACCAAAACAAACAGUACAAAGUGCCUUUCCUUAGCAAUUGUGUUGCAUACAAUGAUUUUGAUAUCAAGAUCAUAUGGAAAGGUGUGGAUUUGCUGCCUAUUGCGCAUGAUUUUGGCAGAUGAGGAAGAACUAGUAUAUCAUUUGUGCUGUGGGAUCAAAUAGAUAUAAAUGUGAUCCAACAUGAUGGAAUGACACUAGCCCAUCCCACCGCUGCCACAAGGAUAUUCUGUCUCUGCCACCAAUUUAGAAGAUGGGUGUAGGAAGUGAAAAUUGGACAUAAGGUGCAGUGAGGUGCUAUGCUCCAGCAGGGAAGAAUGAUCAUAUUCAGCUGCUGCCACCAUCAUAUCCUACAAGGAUUGCCAUUUCAGAAGAUGCAUGUAGCAAGUGAAUAUUGGACAGUAGGUGCAGUGAGCUGCUUCGCUCCAGCAGGAUGGAUCAUAUCCCACUGCUGCCAUACAAUAUCCUACUGUUGCCACCAUUUUGGAAAGUGUGUGUAUGAAAUAUUGGACAGUAGUUGAUGUGAGCUGUUUUGCUACAACAGGGAGGAAUGAAUGAUCAUAUCCAACUGCUGCCACCAGAUUAUACUUCUGCUACUACCAUGUUGGAAGAAACAUUGUAUAAUGGUUUUUUCCCACUGCUGCCACCAUGUUGAAGAAAGGUAGUAGACAUGGGAUAGUAUGCAUCAUGUUGACAAAAAUCAUGAACAAAGUCAUCAACCUACCUCAUGGAGAUGAAGCCCCCUAGGAUUCAAUGUCACCCCCAUUUCGAUUCGAAAGGACUUUAGCCAUUGUUGUUAGUCUUGAAGAUGUUUCUGUUGAUAAAUCUAUGUUAAUGGAGAUAUCAUUUUCCAUCAAUGAAUCUCAAAGAAAAAUGAGGGAUUUAAAUUAAGAUAGGCAAAAUGCUCUCUUAUUUUUAAUGGGGAGUGUUAGAAUUCCUUUUUUUUUUAAAUCAACCGUCCACAUGGGAACAAUACAUUCUGAUUGCAGUAUAAUCGUGAUAAAUCUUUCUUGAGAGAGUGAAUAUCCAUUACUGAAGAUAAGGUGCAGUUAUGUUUUGCCCCAGUUAUGAUCAUGAAGCAGGUUAUGAUGAAACACAUCAUAGUGUAAAAAGACAAGAGAAAAUGCCACAUUUCCAUUUUAUUAAUCUCAAUAUCAGUAGAUACCUGACAGAGUUUACAAAGUGAAUUCAGUAGCCCCUGUAGUGAUAGUCGCAUAUAAACAAAAUUUCUGGUACCAAAGGCAAACAGGUGAUGUUUGCUUCAUUUGUAGAGUUUUGACAAUGCAGAACAAAGUCAUUGGAUAAGGGAAGGGAAGAGCAUGUUUUAAACUGGUUGAAAAUUGCCAAAAUAUGCGAGCAUAGUUUAAAAUAAACACCUCCCCACAGCCCUUCGCCUAAACUAAUGUGAACUAUAGAGCCAUUUAGUGUCCUAACUGAUAUCAAUUUUCAUACUUUUUAUUUCCGACUUUAUGUCUAAUCCACAAUUUAAAAAAAAUCAUUAUAAGGAAUUGAAUGAAACAAAAAUGGUGGAAGAUAUUUUCACAGUUCUAUUUUAUUUAAUAUCCAAUAAGAAAAGACAAAAUACUAAAACAUUACAAUUUCUGUACCAAAGCAUUACAUUCCGUCCAUUACACUAGUACCUAUGAACAAGUUUUUAAAUUGAAUUUGGGCAGAAAUGAUCACAGGAGAUUUAUUUUUACAUUACAUUGAAUCUGUUAACCUUAUUUGAAAUCAUACUGCAUGAAUAAUUUGUUCUUUCUAUUUUAUCUUUAUUUGAGGACUCAUUCAUACUUUUAAUGAAAACAUUUUAAAAAAAAUACACUGAUACGAAUUAUAAAUCCAAAACAUUGAAUGAAUGAUAGGGCUAUGUUUGAAUGGGUUGGACACAUCAGACAGGUUGAAAUAAUGACCUUUACAUUUCCAUACACCUACUGUAGUAAUACUUUAUAUGUAUGAGCAUACACAGCAGUAAAUAAGAAUUAUUAUGAAUAUUAGUUAGCCCUUAAGAGAACAUAUGCCUAUUUCACAUAUUUUCUAAUUUUUUUUUUUUUUUACAAAUUUACUCUUUCAAACAAUAUUUUGAAGAAGUCUUCUCUCUCAAGUCUAGAGAACUUCUUGACUGCAACACAAACAUUCGCAAUCAGUUCGAAAUUUGAAAUGUCUGGUAAUUCAUUUGAUCAAAAAGCACAUGUAACAAUGAUUUCUAUUGGCAAUUCCAAGGUCAGCGAUUUAUUUCUACAUGUAAUUUUGAAGUAUGUGAUCCAGUGCUUCACAACACAGAGCUUAGCAAUUAAUGGUAAGGCUAAUUUUACGAUUGAUUGCAUUGAACUUUACAUGCAAUCAAUUUUACAAAAUCAAUUGUACGAUAGUGAAUGUACAAUAAAUUGCUAAGCAUUUUGUCACAGGCCUCAAAUCUUUUUUUAUAUGUAUAUUGAACACAUUUUUUCACAAAAUAUUUUAAUCAUUGAAAACGAAAUGAAGCAGCUGCUGAUUAUGUUGUCAAA
Lytechinus pictus (painted urchin) is the source of this 4342-nucleotide messenger RNA. RefSeq names its product MAPK/MAK/MRK overlapping kinase-like. The transcript is spliced from 13 exons. The coding region runs from base 492 to 1808 and encodes 438 amino acids. The record is from RefSeq and is a predicted model, not a curated record. Gene Ontology annotation, molecular function: ATP binding; protein serine/threonine kinase activity. Lineage: Eukaryota; Metazoa; Echinodermata; Echinoidea; Temnopleuroida; Toxopneustidae. Gene Ontology annotation, biological process: intracellular signal transduction; protein phosphorylation. Gene Ontology annotation, cellular component: cytoplasm; nucleus.